ACGUAAAGUUUUAUUGCUAUAGCACUUUUUGCAUACGUGACCUUUCUGUCGCGAUAUAUAUUGUUCGUGGAGGUACUUCCGAUAGGUAACGAUAAACGCACUAAAAUUACGGGCAACGGGUAGGAUGCAACAAUUGCUGUAAAAGGCAUAAUCCCAUAAAGAAUACGCACACGACACAACGAAAAUGACAAUGGGCGAACGUGAGCCAACUUCGUCUCUCGUUCUGCCCAUUAUACUGAGGCCUAUUUUCACACAGCUCGAGCGACGCGAUGUUGGCGCGGCACAGUCAUUGCGCUCAGCCAUACUAAAAUCGGAGCAGAACAAUCCGGGCUUCUGCUAUGACCUCGUUGCGUCGAUCGUGCGACGCGCCGAUCUUAAUGUCAACCUUAAUGAGGCCGUCUUGCGUUUGCAGGGCAACAUCACGGAAGCAGAUCUUAAUGAAUAUCGCUUGACACGUACUGAGGAGCCGUUCCAAGAACUAAAUCGCAAGUCGGUGGCACUGAAAGUCAUACUCAGUCGCAUACCGGAUGAAAUUAACGAUCGCAAGACUUUCCUUGAGACCAUCAAGGAAAUUGCCAGCGCCAUAAAGAAACUGCUCGAUGUGGUCAACGAAAUUGGUUCGUUUAUUCCGGGCGUCUCGGGCAAGCAGGCUGUGGAGCAGCGAAAGAAGGAGUUUGUCAAAUAUUCUAAGAAGUUCAGUACAACGCUGAAGGAAUACUUCAAGGAAGGACAGCCUAAUGCAGUAUUCAUAAGUGCACUUUUUUUAAUAAGGCAAACGAAUCAAAUAAUGCUGACAGUUAAGAGUAAAUGCGAGUAGAAAAUUAAAUGUUUUGAUUAAUGCAAAACUUAGUGGCAUUUUAAUUUUAUGUUUAACUAACAGUUUAUUCAACACAAUAAAAAAAAAUGAUAACAAAUACAAAUAAGCGAGGAACACAAUUGGUAAUGAAAAGCACAUCAGAAGCCGAGCGCUGCAAAUACAAAAUCUGUUUUAUUAUAAACUGUAACGAUAAAUAGUUCUAUCACGCAUACAUAUAUAAAUAUAUAUUUA
Drosophila busckii is the source of this 1048-nucleotide messenger RNA. RefSeq names its product programmed cell death protein 10 (gene Ccm3). Gene Ontology annotation, biological process: regulation of Golgi organization; positive regulation of MAP kinase activity. Gene Ontology annotation, molecular function: protein kinase binding. Gene Ontology annotation, cellular component: FAR/SIP/STRIPAK complex; Golgi apparatus. NCBI's taxonomy places the organism in Eukaryota, Metazoa, Arthropoda, Insecta, Diptera, Drosophilidae. The coding region runs from base 185 to 817 and encodes 210 amino acids. The transcript is spliced from 6 exons. The record is from RefSeq and is a predicted model, not a curated record.